Messenger RNA from Ogataea philodendri, 3123 nucleotides. RefSeq lists its product as uncharacterized. Gene Ontology annotation, molecular function: phosphorelay sensor kinase activity. The transcript has a single exon. Gene Ontology annotation, cellular component: membrane. The record is from RefSeq and is a predicted model, not a curated record. The coding region runs from base 1 to 3123 and encodes 1040 amino acids. Gene Ontology annotation, biological process: phosphorelay signal transduction system; phosphorylation; cellular hyperosmotic response. Lineage: Eukaryota; Fungi; Ascomycota; Pichiomycetes; Pichiales; Pichiaceae.
AUGCUUGACGUUAUAUCUGUGUUAUCGGACCCUGUGCUGUUUGGCCAGUACGGGCCCGAUUUGCGCCACGAUCUGUUGGCGCAUGUGUUGGCACAGCAGGAGCAAAACACAAGACUGAACGCUAAGAAUGAGGCGUUUCAGAAGGCCCUUGGCGAGCUGGGCACGGUGCUCACCUCUGUUGCUAAGGGCGACCUUUCGAAAAAGGUGCAAAUCCACGACGUUGAGAGCGACCCGGAGAUCCACAAGGUGAAGGUCACCAUCAACACCAUGAUGGACCAGUUGCACACGUUUGCCCAUGAGGUUACUAAUUUAGCCACAGAGGUCGCUAACGGUAAACUUGGUGGCCAGGUCAAGACGCUGGAAAUCCAGGCCACGGGCGUUUGGCGCUCGCUCAUCGACAAUGUCAACGCAAUGGCCCUGAACCUGACAAACCAGGUGAGAGAAAUCUCCGAGGUCACCUCGGCCGUUGCAGCUGGAGAUUUGUCUCGGAAAACCAACGUUUUCGCCCAGGGCGAGAUCCUGCAAUUGCAAAACACUGUCAACAAGAUGGUGGACCAGUUGCGGAAGUUCGCCUUCGAAGUCACGAGGGUGGCUAGAGAAACAGGAGUCGAGGGACGUUUGGGUGGACAGGCUAGAAUCGAGAAUGUGUCUGGUAUUUGGCUCGAACUCACCGACAACGUCAACGCCAUGGCUUUGAACCUCACCACUCAAGUGAGAAACAUCGCCAACGUCACCACUGCGGUCGCCAAAGGUGACUUGUCCACCAAAGUCACUGCCGACUGUAAAGGAGAGAUCUUGGAGCUAAAAAUCACCAUCAACAAGAUGGUGGACCGAUUACGGACGUUCGUCGAAGAGGUCAGAACUCUGGCCACCGAGGUCGGUACGAAGGGUAUUUUAGGAGGUCAGGCCAACGUGACCGAUGUGGACGGUGCUUGGAAAGAAGUCACCGAGAAGGUCAACGUUAUGGCCAACAACCUGACCAACCAGGUGAGAUCGAUCGCCACAGUCACCACGGCUGUGGCCCACGGAGACUUAUCUCAGAAGAUUAAGGUCGAGGCCCAGGGAGAGAUUCUGCAGCUGAAGAGCACCAUUAAUAAGAUGGUGGACUCUUUGCAAGUUUUCGCCAAGGAAGUCACCAGAGUGGCCAAGGAUGUGGGUAUUGACGGUAAAUUGGGUGUGCAAGCCGAGGUUAACGACGUUGACGGGCUUUGGAAAGAAAUCACCACCAACGUCAACAUCAUGGCUGCGAACCUGACCACGCAAGUGAGAGCGUUUGCCCAGAUCACUGCUGCCGCUACGGACGGAGACUUCACGAGAUUCAUUACCGUGGAGGCCUCGGGAGAAAUGGAUGCCUUGAAGACCAAGAUUAACCAGAUGGUGCUGAACCUGAGAGAGUCCAUUCAAAGAAACACUGCUGCCAGAGAGGCUGCCGAGCUUGCUAACCGCGCCAAGUCGGAGUUCCUGGCCAACACGUCCCACGAGAUUAGAACGCCGAUGAACGGUAUCAUUGGUAUGACUCAACUGACGCUCGAGACGCAAUUGACGCAGUACCAGCGGGAGAUGCUGUCGAUUGUGCAUAACCUUGCCAACUCUCUGUUGACCAUCAUUGACGACAUUCUGGAUAUUUCCAAGAUCGAAGCGAACCGCAUGACCAUUGAGGAAAUCGAUUUCUCUCUGAGAGGCACUGUUUUCGGUGCUCUCAAAACACUGGCCGUGAAGGCCAUUGAGAAGCAGCUGGACCUGAUCUACAAGGUGGACAACUCGUUCCCCGACAAUCUUGUUGGAGACUCGUUCAGACUGCGCCAGGUGAUCCUCAACUUAACGGGAAACGCUAUCAAGUUCACGAGCCACGGAAAGGUCACUGUCAGCGUCAAGAAGACGUCGCGGGUAAUCAACAACACCGACAAGCUGCUUCUGGAGUUCUGUGUGAGCGACACCGGUAUUGGUAUCGAGAAAGACAAGCUGGGUGUGAUUUUCGACACGUUCUGCCAGGCUGAUGGUUCCACCACGCGUAAGUUCGGUGGUACUGGUCUGGGACUGUCGAUUUCGAAGCAGCUGAUCCAUCUCAUGGGCGGAGAGAUCUGGGUCACCUCGAACUACGGUGACGGGUCCAACUUCUACUUUACGAUUCUGGUCUCGCCCGCCAAGAUCGAUCUGUUCAGACAGCUGGAGGUGCUGUUCCCAUUCAAGGGCCACAAGGUGCUGUUCAUUGCGACGGAGCACGACGAGCCAUCCAAGGAGAACAUCACGGAGAACAUCAGACAGCUGCAGCUGGAGCCAGUGGUGGUGGAGGACGUUACCGGUGUGAGCAUUCACGACCCGGCCAGCUACGACACCAUCAUCAUCGACUCGAUCGAGACCGGCCGCCAGCUUCGCCAGCUGCCGGAGAUCAAGUACGUGCCGCUUGUGCUGCUGCAUCCGUCGAUUCCUGCGCUCAACAUGCGGGUGUGUCUGGACCUGGGUAUCAGUUCCUAUGGCAACACGCCGUGCUCCGUGACGGACCUGGCGUCGAUCCUCAAGCCGGCGCUCGAGAGCAGGGCUGCUCCGCCUAACAGCGACGGCUCCAUCUCGUACAAGAUCCUACUUGCGGAAGAUAACCUGGUGAACCAGAAACUGGCCGUCAAGAUCCUGGAGAACCACGGCCACACGGUCGAGGUGGUGGAGAACGGCCGCGAGGCCAUCGAGGCUGUGCAGAAGAAGCACUACGACGUCAUUCUCAUGGACGUGCAGAUGCCAAUCAUGGGAGGAUUCGAAGCCACAGCCAAGAUCAGAGACUGGGAGAAAAAGAAGUACGUGGACUCGAUGUCUUUCCGUACGCCGAUCAUCGCGCUGACCGCCCACGCCAUGCUGGGAGAUAGAGAAAGGUGUCUCAAGGCACAGAUGGACGAGUACCUGUCCAAGCCGCUGAAACCGUCGCUGCUGCUCCAGACCAUCUCCAAGUGCAUUCAUAACAUGAACCAGCUUAAGGAGAUCUCCAAGAGCCAGAACACGCGCGGAUCCAACUUCCAUCAUCUGAAGAACGGGUUCGUCAACAACGAUCUCCACCGUCACAACAGUCUUGACUCUGUGCAGGACGUCAAGAUCCGCGAGCUCGCCGACGACGAGGCAGAUACUACAUCAUAA